Molecule: messenger RNA, 1886 nt
Organism: Ricinus communis (castor bean)
Lineage: Eukaryota; Viridiplantae; Streptophyta; Magnoliopsida; Malpighiales; Euphorbiaceae
Exons: 10
Coding region: 107-1615 (502 amino acids)
Source: RefSeq, a predicted model, not a curated record
AUUAAACAGCACUCAAAGCGCGCUUUGAGUGCAGACUCGGUUUCCUUAACCCGCACAGCAAAUUAAACUCACAGAGAAGGAGAGAGAAGAAGAAGCAGUGCCAGCAAUGGGCUCCUCUUCUUCUUCUUCUUCUCCUCCUCUUCUUCUUCUGCUUCCUCUUCUCUUAUAUUUCACUCUCUUUCUCGCGUUUUUAUCACGUGCCACUCACGCCACCACUCCCAAAGGUAUUGACCUUGGGAAUCCAGUUAUUGAUAUCACUCCGUCAUUUCUUAAUGGAAAGUUUCCUAACCGUGUCUCUAGAGAUGUUUUAUACUGUGAACGAGUUAAAGUGUCUGGUCAUUCAAGAAUAGAGUGGGGGAGUUAUGCCAACUCUUUUCGAGUUACUUUGGCUCCAUCUGCUGUAAUACCAGAGAGAUUGCAUAGCAAAAUACAAGUUUGUUUUCAUCGGAAUUCUUCGCUCGCAUUAUGUCAUUGUGAAAAGGAUGAGUGGAGAACUGUUCAAAAGGGCAUGUGGAGCUCCGUCAUGUCUCCUUAUGACGAGAAAUAUGUUGAUGUGAAGUUUAUUGGUGAAGUUGCAGGUCCUGUCAAAAUCUCUGUUGAAGAAGUUUUUCAGCAAUGGCGUCUCUUGUGUCUAGCAGUGGGAUUUCUGUUACUAUUGCUGGCACCAAUUAUCAGCAGUUGGGUUCCUUUUUAUUAUACAACCUCAAUGGCAAUUGGUGUUUUUCUUGUUGUUAUUAUCCUUCUUUUCCAGGGAAUGAAAUUAUUGCCAACUGGAAGGAAAAAUAUCUUCUAUCUUUCCAUCUAUGGAUCAGUGCUUGGUGCUGGCACUUUCAUUUUACACCACAUCUCGAUGCUGGUAAAUUCCAUUCUCAUCAACUUUGGGCUUAGUGAAGAGAUGCACAAUCCAGUCUAUGUAUUUGUAGUAGUGGGGAUUGUGCUCGCAGGAGCUGCUUUAGGGUACUGGAUUGUGAGGAAAUUUGUAAUCUCAAAAGAUGGGAGUGUUGAUGUUGGCAUAGCCCAGUUUGUGAAAUGGGCAAUGCGGAUCGUGGCGGCCACCUUAAUUUUUCAGAGUACUCUGGAUAUUCUUUUAGCAUUGAUCACCUUUCAGUCUUUGUAUGUCGUCUGCUUUCUCAUCAAUGGAUUGACAAGGCGUAAUCAAGUAUAUCAAUCUCAUUCUCGAGGUGGAAGUCCUUGGCUUCAACAGGGAAGACAGGUGACUGCAAAGCACAAUCGCACUGAAUUCCUUAGCAGGUCUGGUAAAAUGAGCUCUGGAGGGAAGAUGUGGGGUAGUCCAAAGAGCGCAUCUGGUUGGUCUAACUCUCCUGUCAAAGGGACAAAAGAUCAGCAGGAUUUCAUUUCAACCUUCCACAAGACACCAAAGCAGAAGAAGUUCACUGAGACAGAGUGGGAGGAUUUUACCAGGGACUCGACCCAGCAAGCCGUUGGAGAAUGGGCAGCAUCACCAGAAGUUGCUGCUUGGCUGGUUGAGAAUGCUGAUCGAAUUCAACUAAUACCAAGUGAUUGCAGCUCAGAAGAUACAGUUGGAAGUGAGUCAGACUCUACAGACGAGACUAUUGGUGGAAGCGGCAAGAAGUUUUGCUUGUUUAAUUGGUAGAGACUGGAGUUGAAGAUAGUAGUUAAAUCAGGUAUCUAACACUUUUAGAAUGUGUUAUAGUAGGGAACAUUUCUUAGGAUUGUUAGCAACAACAGUGAGCCAUGCAGCAAUUUUUACAAAUUCUCCUUAACGUUGUAUUUAACUGCUUGGUCAUGUCUUCAAAUUAUUGAUUGUUAAACUUGGAAGUCUCAAUCAGCGCUUAUGUACAGACUUUGGAAAGAGGGGUUGUAUAAAUUCUUGCUAGGAAGAAUGUACGUGAAGUUCAUCAUCA